Erigeron canadensis is the source of this 2012-nucleotide messenger RNA. RefSeq names its product protein disulfide isomerase-like 1-4. Bases 67 to 1833 code for a protein of 588 amino acids. The transcript has 12 exons. Gene Ontology annotation, cellular component: endoplasmic reticulum. NCBI's taxonomy places the organism in Eukaryota, Viridiplantae, Streptophyta, Magnoliopsida, Asterales, Asteraceae. The record is from RefSeq and is a predicted model, not a curated record. Gene Ontology annotation, biological process: protein folding; response to endoplasmic reticulum stress. Gene Ontology annotation, molecular function: protein disulfide isomerase activity.
CUUGAACACUACUUAAAAGUGUUUGAAAACCUCCGAGAUCUUGUUUGUGUGUUUUCAGCAAACAAAAUGGCAGCCAAAAAACGACUUAUAAUUUCUCUAUCAAUCUUAUUUCUUCUUUGUUUCACCGCCUUUUCAAAGCAAGCCCACGAUCUCGAACUUGAAGACGAAGAUCUAAGUUUCCUCGAUGACGAACACGACCAAAACGACGACGAGUUACACCACUUCGACGACGACGACGAGGAUCACGAUUUCGAAAACUACGACGAUCUGGACGAGUUCUCCGCCGGAGAUUCCGAAUACACAGAUUCCGAAUCUUCAUUUUCGGAAGCCGAGAUCGACGAGAGUGACGUGGCGGUAUUGACGGCGUCUAAUUUCAGUGAGUUUAUUGAGAGUAAAAAGAACAGGUAUGUGAUGGUUGAGUUUUAUGCUACCUGGUGUGGUCAUUGUCAAGCGUUGAAACCGGAAUAUGCGGCGGCCGCGACGGAGUUGAAGAAGGCGGAGGAGGGUGGGGAAGCGGUGGUUCUGGCGAAGGUGGAUGUCGGUGAGGAAAAUGAGUUGGCUCAGAAGUAUAAUGUGGAAGGUUAUCCGACUUUGUUGUUUUUUGUUGAUGGCGUUUUCAAGACUUAUAAUGGUGCCAGAAACAAGGAGGCUAUUGUGACAUGGGUGAAGAAGAAGAUUGGUCCUGGUUUACAUAAUGUCACGACCACCGAGGAAGCUGAACGUAUAUUGACCAACGAGUCACCUGUAGUUGUGGGCUUUGUCGAAAGUCUUGUGGGUCCAGAAAGUGAAGAACUUGCUGCAGCAUCAAAACAGGAAGAUGAAGUGAGCUUCUACCAAACUUCCAACGCAGAUGUAGCAAAGCUUUUCCAUAUUGACCCACUGGGGAAACGUCCAGCUUUGGUUUUGCUAAAGAAGGAAGAUGAAAAAGUUAGCCACUUCGAGGGACAGUUCAAAAAGUCAGAAAUAGCUGAGUUUGUCUAUAAGACCAAGAAUCCUUUAGUGAUUUACUUUACUCGUGCAAGUGCCUCACAAGUAUUUGAGAACCCUAUCAAGAAUCAGGUGAUUCUUUUCACCACUUUGAAAGAUACUGAGAAGUUCCUCCCCAUAUUUCAAGAGGCAGCAAAAGGUUUCACAGGAAAGAUUCUUUUUGUGUAUGUUCCAAUGGACGACGAAGAUGCUGGUAAGCCAGUUGCAGAAUACUUUGGCAUUGAUGGAGAUGUUCCAAGAGUUAUUGCAUUCACAGGAAAUGAAGAUGCUAGAAAGUUUUUUUUGGAAGGGGAAGUGACUUUAAACAACAUUAAGUUGUUCGGUGAAAACUUUUUACAAGACAACCUCAAGCCCUUCUACAAGUCUGAUCCCAUCCCUGAGACAAAUGAUGGGGAUGUAAAAAUAGUUGUUGGUAAUAACUUCGAUGAAAUAGUUUUGGACGAGUCAAAGGAUGUUCUUCUGGAGAUAUACGCUUCCUGGUGUGGCCAUUGCCAAGCACUCGAACCAACUUACAAUAAACUUGCAAAACAUCUUAGAGGCAUCGAUUCUCUUGUUAUAGCCAAGAUGGAUGGCACCACAAAUGAACACCCUCGAGCUAAGUCUGAUGGAUACCCAACACUACUUUUCUUCCCAGCUGGCAAUAAGAGCUUUGACCCGAUCACAGUAGAUACAGACAGAACGGUGAAAGCUUUCUACAAGUUCCUCAAGCAGCAUGCUGCAAUCCCUUUUAAACUCCAAAAGCCCGAGUCAAUGCAGAAAUCUGAGUCAACUCCGGAACCCGAGUCUACUCAGAAAUCUGAUUCAGUUAGGGGAAACAGCAAUCAAGAGCUGAAGGAUGAAUUAUAAGGUCACAUAUGUUUUGUCUUAAUUUUAACAUUUAGCAUAUGUUUUUUCCCAGAUUGAAUAAUGUUAUAAUGUAGUUGUCCUAAUUAAAAGGUAAUAGUUUUACUCGACCCAUCUAAAAGUCAAAGCAGUACUUCAGAACUGUAGGAUAUUUAUUCCAUUUAAAUUAUAUUAAUUAAUCA